AUGGCAAAGGAACCAGCCAUGGAGUCGCACGGAGGUGACUUGAUAUACGACGGAGACUGGCGGAUGAGGAUAAUGCGACAGCGUUCGAAACGCUGCGAGCAGCGACGACGAUGGGAGGCGCGGCGGCGGAAUGUGUCGACGCUGCGGCACCGGCCGUCAGGUGCAGGCUCGUCGGCGUUGUCAGCCCUCUGGACAAUCGGCUACGAAAAUGGUGACCGGAAUGGCGUCGGUGACUGUCGAAGGCGAAAGUCGGCCGUGGCCGAGCUAGUGAGCCUUGUGUUGUUGGUCGUGAAGUGUCGGCGGCGGGAGUUGGCAGAAGAAGCGUCGCCGACGACAGUGGGGCUUGGAGAGAGAGAGAGAUGUGUUGGGAUAACUCUCUCUCUUCGGCCGAAGACCCCUUUUCUCUCAACUCUGCGGUUUCAAAUUUGCUUCAGCGGCACCCUCCUGUCGGCGUUUUUCCGGCUAUUUCAGCUCGAUUCGGGUCGGCCGUGGUGGAUUGGCGGCUGGAUGGGCCGUCUCUCUGAGUUCCCGGUGGUUUGGCAGCGGUUGGGGGUGCCCAGCGAGUCGAUGGCUUUCCAUGGCCGCCGGCUCCAAGCCCGCUGUUUUGGACAACCUUUUGGGGUCGGGUUCUUUCACAGCAAGCUCGUGCCUUGGUUCGGUCGGUCUCUGUGUGGGGAUCGGUGGGCUUCAUCGGCAGCGGCAACAUCCGAUCUGGAAGGGGAAGGGGGGCUGUGGUCUCCGGUGUUUGUGUGGGCGCAUUUUGCAGUGAGACGCCCGAAUUUUUCGACGGUGCUUGCUGUUGGAAGGGUAGGUGAUGUUCCGGCGGGUUCUGGUUAG
Messenger RNA from Striga asiatica, 837 nucleotides. The record is from the annotation of a GenBank genome assembly. Lineage: Eukaryota; Viridiplantae; Streptophyta; Magnoliopsida; Lamiales; Orobanchaceae.